Molecule: messenger RNA, 5590 nt
Organism: Frieseomelitta varia
Lineage: Eukaryota; Metazoa; Arthropoda; Insecta; Hymenoptera; Apidae
Product: ubiquitin-protein ligase E3B
Exons: 16
Coding region: 336-3536 (1066 amino acids)
Biological process (GO): ubiquitin-dependent protein catabolic process; protein polyubiquitination
Molecular function (GO): protein binding; ubiquitin protein ligase activity
Source: RefSeq, a predicted model, not a curated record
CAGUCACGUGCUUUUUAACCUAACCUAAUAUCCUUUGUCCUCAAUAUUCAGCCUCGAAUCAAAUUAAUAACAAUGGCCGUCGCAGUUGUCUGUCAUUCUGAAGUAUACCCGGAUUAUGUGAUGGUGAGAAACGUGCGGCAAAUGGCAAUCUCUGCCGAUCGGUCAGAGUGAUUAUAACGCGAAUGAAAUCGACGUGACGUGUGCUGCUGUAAAGGAUGAUUUUCUAGUGUGUGGUUACAAUCGCGGUGUCUAGAGUGACCACACGGAUGACCAGCUGACAAUGUUUUGUCAUUAGCAUAAUUUAGUGCUUAGCUGGCGGUCGCGGUAAAUCAAGGAUGUUCAAAGCUGAGGAGCCGUCCAAAGACAGCUUCCUUCAGCAAAUGAAGGCCGCUAGGGAAGAACGAGCCCAUGAGAAAGACAGAGAGGCUGCUGUCAUUUUAAUUCAGGCUUACGUUAGGGGAUGGUUGACCCGUAAAAGAAUAUUAGAAGAAUUUGAUACUAAUUUUCUGAAUGAUGGUGGCACAGAAACAAAUAUAAAGUUGAAGCCUGCUUUGGAUGUGUAUAAGAUUAUUUUCAAAUUUUUGUAUAUAUAUAAAAAAGAAAAGGUUCAAGAAAGAAUAGAAAAAUUAUGUAGAUAUUUAGUACUGACUUUAGAUUCUGAGUCUCCAGAAAUUUCUUACGUAGGACUUGUAUUAAAUAAAGAUCGUUACAUAUCAUGGAUAUCACAGAUGAAAACAAUAUUACUUUAUUGUCUGACUGGCUUGGAUAAUCUCAAGCCAGAGAGAGUGUCUGAUCAUAAGUCCAUCCAUUUAAGAUUACAUACGUUAGUUAGCUUUACAUCACCAGGAACAUGGGCAAUUCAGAAAGUAGAAGGAAUGGAAAAACUCAAAGCUGGUAUGAAUCAGCUUUGUGCGAACAUAAUGGGCCACCUAGUCAACAAUGGGUUUUAUCCCAUUAUGCAAGCAUUUCUAGUAAAAGGAUUGGGUAGAGUGGAUAUUGUUUUAAAACCAAUUGCACUUUCAGCAGCAGUUACAUUGGCACUAAGACCAUUGAUCUCCUCCCAGAUGUCAGAUAAAUUGGUUUCAUUGUUUCUAAUUAAUAUUUUUAGCGUACCUGCAUUGGUUUAUCACUUGAAUAAUAUAUCAUCAGUAUGUAUUUCUUCUUUUAUUACAAACAAUUUGUUUGCAAGGAGUUUGGAAUUGUUGAAUUCAGAGCAAAAUUUACGAAUAGUUUUCAAUGCUCUGGAAGGUAGCUACGCAUUGUGUUUGUUAGCUAAUUUAAUACAGUUAGCUAAUAUUGAAAGAGAUGAGAUGUUAAAAGAGUUGUACUUUCCAUCUUUUACGUUUGUUGUAACAAAAAUGUUGGAGGCAUGUCAACAAUAUGUAGUUGCAAAACAAAGCAAUUUAACUCAUUGGCAUCCUAUUCUUGGUUGGCUUGCACAAAAAGUUGAUACAUCUUUGCAAGAACCUAUUCCAAAUGUGAAAUCACAAUUAGCCUGUUUAUGGACCGGAAGAAUAGUUUCACAAUUAAUUGGUCUACCUUUAACAGAACUUAUUGAAAAAGAGAUACCUUCAUCGGUAGAACAACAAAGUACAUCUGUUGGUACCAACAUUUUUAGAAGAGCAUUUUUAGAAGCACGUACAAAUAGGAAUAAUAACACCAAAAAUUAUAGAAAAUUGGGAAGUGCAGAAACUACUAGAAUAGCUUUAAUUUGUUCCCUUUAUCAAAUUGCUUUACAUACACUUACACAAAUGAAAAUGGAAAUAUUGACUGGUCUAUGUUAUCAAGAUAAAAUUUUAUACCAUAUGUAUUUAUUCUUGGGAACACUGGGUCCACAUUGUGGCUUAAAAGCAUUUUUGGACCAUUUAGCUGCUAAUACAAAAUGUACAGCACCUGAAUUUCAAAUGUUAAUAUUAUUUUCUGAUUGUAUGACACAUUAUGUUACAAUUUUAGAUGAUAUGGAAAUGUAUGAACAACAAGAUCCGUUCAAACUUAGCGACUUUGUAACAAUAUCGUACUUUUUAAAUCAAUUUUUAUACAAAGCAGUGCUUAACAACCUGUUUGAUGUUCCAGACGUGAAAUCAGUUCCUAAUAAUCCUCUCUUCACCUCUCUUCACACACUUUUAAUGGCAAUUUACCGGAGGGAUUGUCGACGGACUUUUUGUCCGGAAGGUCAUUGGUUGGCAAAGGAAGUUCGAGUGUCUGGUUUUCUGGCAGAUUUGGAGAAAGGGAGGCGAGGUGCUGCUCUUCUCCUUUCUAAAAUGCCGCAUGUUAUUCCUCAUUCGGAGCGUGUUGUGUUGUUUCGCAAACACGUUGCUAACGAAAAAGCAGUUUUGGGUUUAACCGAAAGUGCUUGCAAUAGUACGCCGACAACGCUUAUUGUUGUUCACAGAACUCGCAUAGUGGAAGAUGGAUAUCGUCAAUUGGCAAUGUUACCCUCUCAGGCACUUAAAGGCGUAAUUAGAGUUCGUUUUGUGAACGAGCAAGGUCUAGCGGAAGCUGGUAUUGACCAAGAUGGAGUCUUUAAAGAGUUUUUAGAGGAGACAAUAAAAAGAGUUUUCGAUCCAUCUCUGAAUUUAUUCAAAGUCACUAGCGAAAAUCGACUUUAUCCAUCUCCGACGUCAUCCAUGCAAGAUAAUCAUUUACAACUCUUUGAAUUUGUUGGUCGUAUGUUGGGUAAAGCGGUGUACGAAGGCAUUGUAGUAGACGUACCUUUCGCAUCGUUUUUUGUUUCUCAAUUUUCUGGGCAAACUGGAGGUGCAUUGUACAGUUGGUUGGACGAGUUGGCUUCUUUAGAUCGAGACUUAUAUCGAAGUCUUACUCUUGUGAAGCAUUAUAAAGGUGAUGUUAGACAGUUAGAAUUAACUUUCUCUCUUGAUGAAGACGUUUUAGGCAAAUUAGUUACGCACGAAUUGGUGCCCGGAGGACGAGCGGUGCCAGUCACCAAUGAAAAUAAAAUCAAUUAUAUACACCUAAUGGCCCAUUUCAGAAUGCACAUGCAAAUAAAAGAUCAAACAGCAGCUUUUAUCAAAGGAUUCCGUUCCAUAAUCAAUCCUGAAUGGUUGGCAUUGUUUUCAACUCCAGAAUUACAGAGAUUAAUUUCGGGUGAUAAUGUUCCAUUAGAUUUGCGAGAUUUGCGAAGACAUACGCAAUAUUAUGGUGGUUUUCACGAUAGUCAUCGCGUGGUAUGCUGGUUAUGGGAUAUCUUAGAAAAAGAUUUUUCUGAAGAGGAAAGAGGCUUAUUUUUGAAGUUUGUCACAAGCUGCUCAAAAUCACCAUUGUUGGGUUUCGCACAUUUAGAACCACCAUUUUCGAUUCGUUGCGUUGAAGUUGGCGACGACGAGGAUACGGGUGAUACAAUCGGUAGCGUAAUAAGGGGAUUUUUUACGAUUCGUAAGAAAGAUCCGCAGAAUCGUUUACCUACAUCGUCUACUUGUUUUAAUCUUCUUAAAUUACCGAAUUAUCAAAAGAAAAGUACCUUACGGGAAAAGUUACGUUACGCUGUCACUAGUAAUACGGGCUUCGAACUUUCAUAAUUUUCAACUGAUCUGAGGAAAUUUCAAUGCAUACCGCGUCGCUCAAAUUACCUAACGAAAAUUUCUACAUAGUGAUUGAGUGGUGCCUGACCGUCGCGAUCCAAAUUAUCUGGCGAGAUGUUUCUAAUAAUUAUAUCAUAGACCUUAAAUCAAACGAGAUGAUAAUUCGCAUAUGUAUUAUCUGUAGAAGAAAAAUUAAAAAAGUUAUUGAAGCUAUUGAAAUGAAAUCGAAGACUCGCACAAAUUUUAUGAGAUAUUAUAUGUAUAUAUAUAUAUAUAUAUGUAUAAAGCGACAAAGUUUUCACUUCUGUUAUCAUUUUGUUAUCUUGUUUUUAUAUCAAGAAGUGGUCGAACGUUUUGACUUGAGAUUAAUUUAUAGUUAUGACAAAAAGCGAGCUGUCUUUUUGCACUUUCUGAAAUUAUUUUAUGCCUUAUUUUGUACGCAGUCUACCGUGUGUUGGACUCACAUCUUGUUUUUAUAGCACAUAUUCAAGCUUCGAAGUUUUGUUCAAUAAAACUUCUCGCCAAAUGGUAGAUUACUUAUGGUGUAAAUCAUAUUAUACCUCAUGAGCUUAAUACCGCUAAUACUGUGCGCUUGUUAGUUUAUAGUGUUGUGAAUUAAUGUUAGUGUAAAACGGUAAAGUGCAUGAGGUGAGUGUUGAAGUCCGAGCCCAUCGGUGCCCGGUGAAUAAUCAAAGAAAGAGAGGGAGAGGGAGAGAGAGAGAGAGAGAGAGAAAGAGAGAAUGAGAAAAAAGAUAAAAAGAAAAUAAGAAAAAAAAAGAAGAAGGGAUCCGUAAAUUUCUAAAAUUUUCAAGUUAUUUGAAAGUCAAGGUUCCAUUUUGAGGAAAGCUAUUUUCGCAAGAUUUUGUACAAAUUUUUGACACGAUGUAUAAAAAAAUUUAUAUGAUCCGUUUGGAAAUAUAUACGUGUAUAUACGGGCGCUCAUGGGUUGAAAAUCCAUAAUCGUUCGAAUGUUUAAGAUCGGUUUAUUCAGAUCGAACGAAAUUGUGAUGUUUGUUCUCCUAUUUGAGCGUUUCGAGUUGAAUUUCUCGUAAGUGUAGUUUGUCCGUGGUCUUCGACGAGCCCGAACGAAUGUGCGAAAGUGGAAAACGAGGGAGCAUCAGAACUGUGUUAUUCGUGGAUGUAGCGAGGAGUACGAUAUUACAGCGAAAUUUAUUUUUCUCGUAAUUCACGCGUAAUUUCAGCGAACGACUCGUGAUAUUGUCGAUGGAAAUUCGGUCAGACCAAAGAUAGAAGCCUAUUUAGUAUGAAGAAGGUAAUUCGAGAUGCUAUCCUUUCAUAUUUUCCUAUACAAUCAUACGUAAGUUUUCAGGCUUGUAUUCACUGAUUGUACUCACUCUGCGAAAGAGGAAUAAAGAGCAAAACGUUUUUUUAAAGUGAUAGAUCGAAAUGUUUACAAAUGAAAUAGAUUUAAUCGAGCACCAAAUAGUUUAUAUUAACUGUUAAUAGUUUUUAUAACGUGAUUAAUUAUUUUGAUUAUGUAUAGAGACAAGAAAACGUGGAACAUAAUAACUAUAUAUUACUUUCCAUUGGAAUCGACAAAACAGUUUGUUAUUCUCUUGUGAUGUUAAUUGUGAAUACAUGCCUUGCAAAAUACAUGUACAAUUAAACAAAGUAAUAGAUAAUACUCUUCUUUAUGGGUAUAUUUAUCGUUGGAGCGAUAUGAUGAAUAUGGAUAUCGAUACAAACGUGGAGUAAAAAAAUAUGAAAUAAAAUUGUUACGGUUGUAAGGUAAAACCGGUGACUUCUUUUUCGAUAUCUGUUCGUGUUAGCACGGAUCAUUUUUCUAUUUUAAACGUUACGCGAACAGACGUGCUAUGUAUAAAUACGAUACAAACGAGUUUUCCUUACAAUCGUAUCAAUAGCAGAAAACGCGCUUUGUAUAAUAUCGCUUGCUCGAGUUACUUCUGUAACAUUUUUUAUAAAAGUGUGUACACGUUGCGACGCAGUUGGGAGAAUAACGGUGAAUUUGUUAAUUUAAUACAUUCGAUAAUGAUUCACAAAGGUAAUGUAAAUAUACACACUGAAUUAUA